AUGGGUGUCCAAGCAAACUCAAAUAUAUUAAAAGUGACUUUGUUCCUGAAUCUUGAAGGAUGUUUUGCCUCAAGUUCCCUCUUGUAUUUGACUGCAGCCAUUUUGGGAAAUGAAAUUGGGUGGUUUGAUGACACAAACACCACAAGUUCUAUGCUGGCAUCUCGUUUAGAGAGUGAUGCAACUUUACUGCGAACUGUAGUCGUUGAUCGCUCUACAAUUCUUAUACAAAAUGUGGGUUUGGUUGUCACUUCAUUCAUCGUCUCCUUCAUCUUGAAUUGGAGGCUAACGCUUGUUGUCAUGGCCACAUAUCCAUUGCUCAUAAGCGGUCACAUCAGCGAGAAACUCUUCAUGAAAGGUUGUGGGGCUAACUUGAGCAAAACUUAUCUCCAAGCUAACAUGCUUGCUGGUGAGGCAGUAAGUAACAUCCGUACUGUUGCUGCAUUCUGUUCUGAAGAGAAGGUGAUUGGCCUUUAUGCUUGUGAGCUUGUUGAGCCUUCAAGGCAUGCAUUUAUUCGCGGUCAGACUGCUGGUAUAUUUUAUGGAGUCUCUCAGUUCUUCAUCUACUCAUCCUAUGGCCUUGCGUUAUGGUAA
Molecule: messenger RNA, 591 nt
Organism: Ilex paraguariensis (yerba mate)
Lineage: Eukaryota; Viridiplantae; Streptophyta; Magnoliopsida; Aquifoliales; Aquifoliaceae
Source: the annotation of a GenBank genome assembly